This is a messenger RNA of Fusarium fujikuroi IMI 58289, 330 nucleotides long. RefSeq lists its product as uncharacterized. The transcript is spliced from 2 exons. NCBI's taxonomy places the organism in Eukaryota, Fungi, Ascomycota, Sordariomycetes, Hypocreales, Nectriaceae. The record is from RefSeq and is a predicted model, not a curated record. The coding region runs from base 1 to 330 and encodes 109 amino acids.
AUGUUGUAUAUUGCCGUAGACAACCAAUGGAAAACCACCUCGCAUCGAAAACAUUUAGAAAUACAGACUUUACCAGUACCCCUUCAGACAAAGCAAUGCCUUCCAAACAAGGACUCAACCGCCGUGGACCGAGAUGAUGAUCGCCGUUCCGCCGUGUCCGAGCUUGGAACGGAGAGCUCUCUGAAGACUUGGAUGAACGCAACGGCGGCGACGAAUGAGAAUCCAUCGCAAGGGCUUGGGCUUGUCACACCAAAUGAGUUGAAACUAGACAAGGGCGAGAGAAAGGCUAACGAGGAGGGUCCGGGACGCGUCUGCAACGCGAUAUCGUGA